AUGUCUAUCACUAGCGAACAGCAUCCUGCCGGCUCACGAUUGUCAAUACCACCGCUCACCGCGGAAGAAGAAGAUGCUGUAAUACACACAAGGAUUGUUAACGAUGAAAAGAACUUGCGGCGCGUGCUCAAGCGUUUCUACACCUACGUUUCACUCGCCCAUGCGCCCUCCGCGCCGCUCCCUGGGCCGUCCGCUACGGUCGAAGAUGCGCGAGAAGCGUUCCUCAUGGAGUUAGCGUCUUUUCAGCUGUCGCUGAAGAAGAGUAGUAUGAUUUGUGAAGCUGAAGCUAGGGAUGUGGAGGAGUACCGACAAGAGAAGCAGCGAAUAGAGGAAGAACAUACCAACUUGAGAGUGCACAUCGAACAGCUGAAGACAUCAUUAGAAGAAGCCCAGCAGUUGCGCCGACAGAAGAUAGAGUAUGACCAGAUCGCUGAGAAAAUAAAUAAACUACAGACCCGGGAGCAACUCGAAGAGUCCAUACAGGCCCUCGAGAAUGAGAUGACCGAGAUCCAAGCCGAGCAUGACACCCAGACACGCCUUGUGCAAGCGCAGAAAACAUCUCUAGCUACCGUAAUUGCCGACCUGAACGCCCUACGCUUGAUGGGCAAGGAGUCCGACGCGUCGAGGCUGGCGUCACCGGCUCCAGGCUCUGCAGACGACGCGGCGAUGGAGGCCACUAAUUCCGAUGACCCGAUGACCGGCAAGCCGGAGAGGGAGGAAGGAGAAGAGGGCGAAGCGUCCAUGGGAGGCUCGAUUAUCAAAGAGCUCAAUCCCUCCGCUGCGCCUUUCACUCCGUCUGGGUCUAGCGGGCAGCUGGGCAAUCCAACGCCAAGAACACCUGGGAAGGCCGUCGCGACCCCGUCGUACGUAGGGUCGCCCGCGAAUCUGGAAGAUGACAUUGAGAUGGGCGAAGUUUCCGAGGGGCCUAAGGAUGGCAAGGGGAAGCGGAAAGUGCGAGAAGAGCUGGAAGAAGGGGAGGCUAGUGAUCUGAGUAGUGAGUUGUCGGAGUUACCAGAUGACUGAUAUAUCAUUUUGUGUGUUGUCAAACUGAACUCAUGAGAUGUACCAAUAUGUUCAUUGAGACCCUUGGGCAGAACAAUGUCUCUUGGCCAUGCAUCUUCGCUCACAGGAGUCUAUGUCGAAUCAUCAAG
Molecule: messenger RNA, 1151 nt
Organism: Gloeophyllum trabeum ATCC 11539
Lineage: Eukaryota; Fungi; Basidiomycota; Agaricomycetes; Gloeophyllales; Gloeophyllaceae
Exons: 4
Coding region: 1-1023 (340 amino acids)
Biological process (GO): mRNA processing
Cellular component (GO): THO complex part of transcription export complex
Source: RefSeq, a predicted model, not a curated record